AUGUGCACCUGUCGAGUCUGCAAGCAUAAAGCCAACGACGAACCUGGUGCGAGGAGAUACCGACUCUCCGCUGCACGAGCAUGCUCCGCGUGCCUGGAGCUCAAGAUCCUUCAGAACCAGAUCAUCGAAACUAGGGCAUUUCUCUGCCAUCUCCAGAAACAUCUCCACGCCCUCAGAUCCAACUACAACCACGCACACGACCCUUUCACCCACGCACUGCCGCCCGAACUCAUGUCCCGCAUCUUCGAGUUCUGCGUCUCCAGCGCCCCAAAUGGGAUGCUCAAUCCACUCAUCUUAGGCGCCGUUUGCAAGAGAUGGCGUCAGAUCGCUUGGGCUGCCCCGAACCUCUGGACGACCGUCCGUGUCAACCUUGACAGGUUUCAAUCUCGAGUCGCACUGCACUGCGAGUUAUUAUCGCAAUGGCUGGCGAGAUCGGCGCAAUUACCUCUCUCGAUCUGGAUAUCCUGCAAUGAGUCCAACAUAAACCCCUCGAUGCAUCCUCUAACUUCCCAAAACGCGCUCGAAAUCCUCAAUCAGUACUCAGCACGUUGGCAAUGUCUCGACAUUUCGAUGCCGCUUUCGCUUUUACCCGUCCUUCGUGGAAGAGGGAAGUUCAUGCCCAUCUUGAAGAACCUCAUCAUCACACAACCUUCAGACAGUUACGAUGAUCCAUCAAGCCAGGGCGAGGAAGGCUUUCUGCUUUCCAAUGUAGAUUUACGUCCAGAGACCGUCUCAAUUACGCGACUGCCUUUCAACGCGGUCCACAUCGACUGGUCUAACGUAACAGAGGUAUAUUUCGACGGAAUGACGACCGUCGAUUGCCUUUGCCUCUUCCAACAGGCCAUUCAACUCGUGAAAUGCUCAAUCACCAUCGACGAGGACGAGAACGUCCUGCAUUUCGACACACCUUUCAUUCACCCUUCCCUCGCACACAUAACCAUAAUUAUGCGCGAUUGGAAUUCCCCUGACGCCUUGUUCGAUCGCAUAACCCUCCCAGCAUUAAAGGAAGCAAACUGCAUGGUUGCCCGCCCCGAUUACGACGGAUUCAUUUCUCUAGUUGAGCGAUCUGGAAGCGUUCUGACUUCCCUCUCCAUCGCGAACUGGGAGCCACCCAGUUGCGAGGGCCUUUCCGAAUUAUUGCGGACCACAUCCCGCCUCGAAUACCUCAUGCUCAGAAUACCGGAUUUGCCACCUGGUUUCUUCGAGUUGUUUGCUCCACCAGAAUCUUCAGACAGCGACGACGGCGCUCACCGGAUAUUCCUCCCUCUACUUAGAAGGUUCCACUAUAGAGGAAGUAACUCUUACAUAUCCUGGAAAUCCUUCAUCGAAGCAGCUGAGUCAAUGCUCAGGAUACGAAGGCAAAACGAUGCGGCUCUGCCCUCCUUUGAAUUCAUCUUCGACACCGAAGACGAAGAUUCCGACUCUGACUCGUCUGAUGCGGCUCAGGGGAGGGAUGAGGUCUACAUGGCCCUUUUGUGUGGUUUGAUUGACCGAGGGAUUGGACUCAAAAUAAGUGACGGAUCAAAGGAUUUACUUCAGCGUGAAAAGAGGCGUUUUGAGGCGGAGAGGUUUGGUGUUGACGAUUGGGAUGGCGAGUUAGGAUAA
Messenger RNA from Cyclocybe aegerita, 1605 nucleotides. The record is from the annotation of a GenBank genome assembly. Lineage: Eukaryota; Fungi; Basidiomycota; Agaricomycetes; Agaricales; Hemipholiotaceae.